GCACAGGCACAACCCCUGAAGAGAAACCCACCCCAGCAGCUUCGAGUGAUCUCAAAGGCUUGAACUCCAACCAAGCCGCAUGAGCUCAGAGCUGCUGCGGGACUGAGCAGCCCAGGAGCUGCCCCGGAGCAGGGAAAGGCUUUGGGAAUCCCACGGCCAUGGAGUGGGGGCAGCUGCUCUGCAUCUUCUGCCUGCUGGAGCUGGCUGGCUGCGCUGCCGGGAGCACCACGGCCACCCCCAGCCCCACGGGAGGGGACAGCAGCCGGGGGACAGCGGGGGACAGCGCUGCCACCACGGCCACGGGGGACAGCAGCAGCGCCAAGCCAGCCUCUGCCACCGCCACCUCCGGGGCCACCACGGCGUCCUCAGAGCUCCUUGGCCAGCUGAACAGCAGCCCCCAGCCCAGCCUGGCCCCCACAUCCCUGCCAGGCUCCUCCCUGGGCCCCCAGGGCAGCCCGGGGCUCCCCACGAGCCAGAGCCCCCCGACCCAGCCCGGGGACAGGGCAGAGACCUCGGGCACCCCCAGCCCUGCGGGCACCUCGGAGCACCCCGAUGUCCCUGGUGCCACCACAGCCCUGCCCAUGGCCAGCAGCAGCCCCCAGCCUGCCAUCAGCUGCCACAGUGCCAGGGAUGCGGGUGACACCGCCGGGGCCAUCUGCCUGCAGCUCAACGAGUCCAGCACCUGCGAACACUUUGUGGAGAGGAAGGGGUCAGAUUUAUGGCAAGCAGUGUGUGAAAACAGAACCCACAGCGUGGAGUCCCCCUGUGAGAUCAAACUCACCCCAUCCAGCCUGGACAGGGACUGCUUGCUCCUCAUCCUCAAAGGGGAGAAAGACCCUGACAAACUCCUGAACACGCUCCAGAAGUCCCACAGGGAAAAGUUGGGAAUAGCAUCCCUGCAGAAGGAGGGCCCCAGGGGCCGGCGGGACUCGUCGCGGAGGACGCUGAUCGCGCUGGUGACCUCGGGGCUGCUGCUGGCGCUGCUGGGGCUGGCCGGGUGUCUCCUGAUGCGGCGGCGCAGCUGGAGCCCUGCGGGACAGAGGCUGGCUGAAGACCCCUACGACGCGGAGAACGGCAGCCAGGGGAACACCUUGCUGAUGUCGCCCUCGCAGGAGCCGGCGGAGCCGCAGGAGAAGCCGAACCCGCCCAAGGCGAACGGGGGCAGCCCGGAGAAGGGCACGGGCCCCGCGGCCUCGCAGAACGGGCACUCGGGCCGGCAGCACCGCCCCGCCGACACCGAGAUGUGACCGCGCCCGGAGCCCGGGGCUCGCAGGAGGGCUCUGCGCACCGCAAACCUCCUGCAUCCUCAUCAUCGUCCCCGUGAAGGACUCCAAAACCAGCCCAAAGCACCCGGAGAGACAGAGCUGCCAGAGAGCGGCUCCUUCUCCUCCUCCUCCUCCUCCCGCUGACCGCACGGGACAGUUUUGUGCAGCUGUUCUCUGCUCUUGUUGUCAGAAGAACACCGGGACAAAUGGCAGCGGCCUUUGGCCUCCCCAGCUCUCAGGCAGAGGCAGAGUUUGGCUCCGGGCAGCCCAGGUUUCUGGCAGCAAUAUGUUAGGGCUGUCCAAAGUAGUUAAAUUGGGAUUGCAGCGACAAAAGCCUCUCAGGUUUCAGAUAGUUUUGGUUAACAGAGUUGUUUAUAAUCUCAUCUUUAUGUUUAAGUGCAGGACUUCUUCCUCUUCUGAGACCACCAGGCAUUUAACCCCUUCCUGUCUUUAGGGCUCCUCUAUUUCCUACCCCAGCAGAAUUUGCUGAAGCUGAAGCUGUGCGUAAAACUUCCCACAUGGAACU
Melospiza georgiana is the source of this 1791-nucleotide messenger RNA. RefSeq names its product CD34 molecule (gene CD34). The record is from RefSeq and is a predicted model, not a curated record. The transcript has 8 exons. Gene Ontology annotation, biological process: cell-matrix adhesion. NCBI's taxonomy places the organism in Eukaryota, Metazoa, Chordata, Aves, Passeriformes, Passerellidae. The coding region runs from base 159 to 1247 and encodes 362 amino acids. Gene Ontology annotation, cellular component: membrane.